Callorhinchus milii (elephant shark) is the source of this 5340-nucleotide messenger RNA. RefSeq names its product myotubularin related protein 9 (gene mtmr9). The coding region runs from base 165 to 1814 and encodes 549 amino acids. The transcript has 10 exons. Gene Ontology annotation, biological process: negative regulation of autophagy. Lineage: Eukaryota; Metazoa; Chordata; Chondrichthyes; Chimaeriformes; Callorhinchidae. The record is from RefSeq and is a predicted model, not a curated record.
CACGGGUUUCCGGCGGUUGUUGUUGUGAAGGCGGGCGGGCGGACAGGCCGCGGGCUGCAGUUCGUCAUCACUGUUGGUUGUAGAGAAGCACAGCCCACCCCGCGCCGCGUGAGCCGCGCUGAGAGGACGGGCCGGCGGGGGGGAGAGAGACAGACAGACAAGAGAUGGAGUUCGCGGAGCUGAUCAAGACGCCGCGGGUGGACGGCGCGGUGCUGCACAGGCCCUUCCUGCCGCGGGUGGAGGGGACGCUGUGUCUGACCGGCCACCACCUGAUCCUGUCCUCGCGCCAGGACAGCAGCGAGGAGCUGUGGCUGCUCCACUCCGACAUCGACAGCAUCGACAAGAGGUUUGCCGGGCCACUGGGAACAAUAACUAUAAAAUGUAAAGAUUUGCGUAUUAUCCAGCUUGACAUUCCUGGCAUGGAAGAAUGUUUGAACAUCGCCAGUUCUAUUGAAGCUUUAUCUACUCUGGAUUCCACCACACUGAUGUAUCCUUUCUUUUAUCGUCCAAUGUUUGAAGUCUUAGAAGACGGGUGGCACUCCUUCCUUCCAGAACAUGAGUUUACUCUGCUUUCAGAACUAACCGAUGAAUGGAGACUGAGUUAUGUGAACAAGGAUUUCACAAUCUGUCCAUCGUAUCCUCCCAUUUUUACUGUGCCAAAAUCGAUUGAUGAUGAGACACUGAAAAAAGUUGCUACAUUCCGUCAAGGUGGGCGUUUUCCUGUCCUCAGCUACUACCACAAGAAGAAUGGAAUGGUCAUGAUGCGUAGUGGACAGCCGUUGACUGGAACCAUUGGGAGACGGUGUAAGGAGGAUGAGAAAUUGAUUAAUGCCACCCUGCGGGCAGGGAAACGUGGCUACAUCAUUGACACCAGAUCAGUUAAUGUUGCUCAGCAAGCCAGAGCCAAAGGAGGUGGCUUUGAGCAGGAACCCCAUUACCCUCAGUGGAGACGUAUCCACAAGUCCAUAGAAAGGUACAACAUUCUUCAAGAGAGUUUGAUUAAACUGGUUGAAGCUUCCAAUGACCAAUCUCACAACAUGGAUCGAUGGCUCAGCAAACUAGAAGCCUCCAACUGGCUCACACACAUCAAAGAAAUAUUAACCACUGCUUGCCUGGCAGCUCAGUGCAUCGACAGGGAGGGAGCAUCAGUGCUGGUUCACGGCAGCGAAGGGAUUGACACCACGUUGCAAGUUACUUCUAUUGCCCAUAUUAUCCUGGAUCCACAGUCUAGAACAAUCCGUGGGUUUGAGGCCUUGAUUGAACGAGAAUGGUUGCAGGCUGGUCACCCUUUCCAACUGCGCUGUUCUCAGUCAGCCUAUUCCAAUUCUAAGCAGAAGAAUGAGGCACCUGUAUUUCUCCUCUUCCUAGACUGCUGCUGGCAGAUUCAGCGCCAGUUCCCAUGUUCUUUCCAAUUUAAUGAACAGUUCCUGAUCAUGUUAUUCGAGCAUGCCUAUGCCUCCCAGUUUGGAACCUUCUUGGGCAACAAUGAAAAUGAAAGGCGGAAGUUGAAGCUUCAGCAGAAGACUGUCUCUCUGUGGUCAUGGGUGAACAGACCAAAUGUGUUGGAGAAGUUUCUGAAUCCUCUCUAUGAAGCCAAUAGUCUGGUUAUCUGGCCUUCAGUGGCACCACAAAGCUUGCAGCUCUGGGAAGGUGUGUUCCUCCGGUGGAAUCGCACUUCAAAAUACUUGGAUGAAGCUUGGGAUGAAGUUAUUCACAUCAUUGAAUACAACAAGGAGCUACAGACAAAAGUGAAUGCCCUUCGAAGACAGUUGGCAGAGCUGCAAACAGAGGAUGGAGAGCUGGAGAGUCCUUGAAGGAACCUUGUUUAAAAAAAAAACGACAACUUUUCAGUACUUUUCAAUUACUAUACUGAAAAAUAGCAAUCGGUAACACUUGAUGUGUGAAAGUCUUAUUCCCAUAUAAACUGGUACACAGUUGCACUACAGUGCGAUACAAUUGCAUUAAUUUAAAAAUGUUAUACAAGGUUAUAAGUCUGAGGAUAGUAUGCAUUUGUACAAGAAAAACUAAAGACUGUAACUCAACCCUCCACCUUAGAGGAACACUGUGCUUUCACCAUCGGUACAUUUCCAUUUCAACUCUACACUUAUAGCUAGCCCACCCAAAAGUUGUUGCACCAAAGGCAGAUUUGUGUUGUGGGCUGAUAUCCACUAGGAAUUUGACAAUUGACUUUCAUGUUUUACUGUUACUAUUUUAUAGAUGACACUAGAACACCAUUUAAGCAACACAAAAACUUUGUCACAUAGACAGUGCAUUUUUUGAAUUCUUUCAUUCUAAACGCAUCAUUACAAAAUCGGAGAUGUGGAGAAAAAGAAACCUUAGUCUGCCCUCAAUGCGUGGUCUAAGAUUUGAAGUGAACCUGUGGAAAUAGGCACUGGUGCUGUAGAGGAAAAUCAUGUUAAUAUACAGCUAGAUUUAUUUAUUUGUGAUUUGAUCAAAAAAUACCUUAUGUAAAAAGCAUGAUCAUGCCAAGUAAUUUAUCUCAUGAUUGCAACCAUGCUUCUGUCCAGGUUUGCCUUUGGAAGUCUAGGGUAAGAUGGUAAGGAGAGUGAAAAUGUCGAUGUGCUGUUGCAAUGACAUUUUCCCAUUAUAGCUACGCAUUGUCAUGUUGCUUCAUUUCCAAGCAAGGACAAAAUUGUCGUCUUGGCUAAAUUCUGAAAAAUAACAUUUAAGUUGGUUAUUGAAUCAUUAGAGGCAUCAGUUUUUUACUAAAUAGAAACGGUUUUGCUUUGACAUAUGAAUACUACAAGACUUUCAUAUAUGUUCAUAAACACAAAUCAAAUUGUUCACCUUGGUUAGGUAACAACUACAUUUAUGUGGUUAUAAGCAUUCAUUAUGUUAGUUGCGCUAACAACAUGAAGGAGUGUUUGUUUAUUAAGCUUCAACUAAGUUAUGCUUUAAUUAAAACUUUUUCAGCCCAACAAAUCUGCAGGAUUCUAAAUCUUCAUAAACUCUUAAUUGUAUUCAGGAACCGUUUUUAAGUCUGAGCACCUUGUUGGUCACUAAGAUGGAAAGGAGAUAAACUUGUAUUCUCUUAAUGCUCAGUGAUGGCCAUAAUUUCGCAGGUGCUUAAGUGCCUUUCAAGAUUAUGAUGCACUGUUCAAUAAUACAAUGUUAAGAUUGUAACCUAUCUAGCAUGACACAUUCAUGAGGUUAUAUCAACUUAAUUUUCCUUGUCACAGUUCCGUUUAAGUGCAUUAUCGCACAUCCUGUCUUUUGAGGUUGAGGGACAUUGAAAGUUUACUGAUCUCAUUGGCAUGUUGCAACUGAAGCUAUGUUUUCAGUCCUUAUUUGGAGUAGCACUUUAUCAUUUCACCUUGACCUCUUGUGGAAAACAGCAUAUUUUCCCAACAUCAACUUAGACCAGGGUAUCCUGAAGGCCUAAUGACUGAUGUACUAUUAUGGACAUCCAGACAGGAAAGAUACAUGUUUGAUUCCCAGUUAGUCAUUCCAAAGUUGCUGACGUCUCUGAACUAAAUUGAGCCACUCCAGAAUCCACCUGACCCCUCCCCGUAGCCGACAACACCCGAGCUACCUGAGGAGAGCAUCCCAGCAGUGCAAUAAAUGUGAAAUUCUCAAUGCAGGUUAAAAAAAAAAAAAAUCUGGUACUGACUUUAUCAUCAAGGGCAUUAGUUGGAGUGCUACAAUUUUCCUCAGCAACACCUGAUGGGGAGAGGUGUGUGUACAUCUAAGAAGGACGGAUUAGUGUUGGCUAUAAUGCCUCUUGAAGCUAAAUAGCCUGCUAAUACUCACUGUUAAUACUUUAAUAUGAAUGACCCCUUGGGCAAGUUAUCAAGGGCAACUUCCAUGGAAUCUUAUGUCAGAAAGUGAAAUAGCUUCAGGAAAGCAGUAUGAAAGGAAAACAAAUAAACCCUGAAGACUACCUGCUAUUCUUGUAUGAAUUUAGCUGGUGGCAGUAGUCACUGAUACUGAAAAGCAUGAUGUGAAGGAAAGUAAUGGUAACACAAUUUUGGUACUCGUGCUUAUACACCUAUUUCACAUCUUGAGAUUUGCUCAGCAAAUGCCUUGUGUAAAGCGAUUGAUCUUGCAAUGUUUUAAAUGCUUCUAACGUAUAUUAAACAAAGAAAGGCAUUUGGAAAUAAAACUGAAUGACUAAAGUUGAUUGAUCAAUUUGAGAAUAUCUUUGAAAGGUUGAAAGUUGUUUAAGAAGCAGCUGAAACAUAAUGCAGAAACUUGCUUUUGAAAUACUUGUAUUGAAAGUUGUGAUCAAAUACAUUUUGUAGCUGUUUUGCACAAUGUGGGAGUGGCAACACUGGCUUCACACUGCAAUCAGAUAAAGCUACCAGUGAGUCAGAUUAUGUUUAAAUGACACUGCCUUUUAAUUUUUUAAUAUUAUUUUCUUUUCCUUUUUCUUCUCACCCCCAAAAAAAGUGGCUUCUUACUCCAUUUGCUCUCAGGGCCACUCUUCAGAUGCCAUCUUUCAUCCAGGAAGACUGAAUUAGACUGCGGGCUUCCUCAUGACACUUGGUACUGUCCUGUGCAAUUGACUUUCUCAAUAUAUGAAACAACAUAUAGUGGUGGAAAGAAUUCUAUCUAGAAUUCAUUGAUAGGGUGGAAUUUUGGUAGCUUUAGGAAUUGCUUGCAUUUUGUGACUGAUUUUGAGGCUGGUGCUCUGAAUGUUGGGUUACUCCAAAAUAUCUUGCUGUUUACAAAUUGAUCCCAUUGCCUUUCUUUUCACUCUAUGGUGUAGUGAUUCCCUUGCCAGUAUAAAUGGGCUCCAGUGUGAAAAAACAUCAUUUAAUCUGCAUAACCAAUUUCAAAAGGACUGGAAUACUGAUUUACAUAUAAGGUGUUGCACUGUCAAAGUAUAUGCUUUGUAAAACCUUUUACCCAAAGUCUGGGAAUUCAGUGAAAUUAUUGUAUGCUAAAGUACACUUAUCGCGUGUAUAAGAACACUGCUGGCUUCAGGUCUGUCUGGUUAGGUAUUGUAUGUCAAUCAGAUGUUUUUGUAUAUGGUGCAAUAUAAAGAAUGUUGUAAUCUCACUAGACAAAUUGACAAAUGUUUCCACAAAUUCAGGUUGGGAUUUUUUUGUUUACCUAAUAUAAAAUAGUGAAUUUAAGGAGAGAGAAAGGUUGUAUCAAUACUGUUUAAACUACUGCAGUAUGUCCCAUGUAAAUUGUGCAAUGCACUCUUUACUUGAAAUUUUGUAUUGUUAAUGUCACAGAAAUGGUCUAGAAGUAUAAUUAAUGUACAUAGGACUUUAAUCAGGUCUUAUUGUUCAGCAAAACAAUCAUAACAUUGUUAAUAUGGAAUCUGCAUACUGUACUAAAUGAAUUAAAAUGUAAGAUCAUGCACAAGUU